Molecule: messenger RNA, 2109 nt
Organism: Coffea eugenioides
Lineage: Eukaryota; Viridiplantae; Streptophyta; Magnoliopsida; Gentianales; Rubiaceae
Product: pentatricopeptide repeat-containing protein At2g46050, mitochondrial
Exons: 1
Coding region: 124-1830 (568 amino acids)
Biological process (GO): RNA modification
Molecular function (GO): protein binding; RNA binding
Source: RefSeq, a predicted model, not a curated record
UCUGCCUGUUCACAAUUAACCCACAAGUUUAUCUCCAGUGAACUGAAACACUCAGCAAAAUUCAAUCUUUUUCAUCAAGGGAAACAGCUGCAUGGCCAUAUUAUAAAACUGGGAUAUCAGAAUAUGCUGCCAUUACAAAAUCUGCUCUUAAAUUUUUAUCUCAAUUGCAAAUGUGUAUCCAAUGCUCAUCAGCUGUUCGGUGAAAUGAUUGUUAGAAACAUAAUCACCUGGAAUACAAUGAUAUGUGGCAUUGCAACCGAGUUUAGCUAUUUCAAAUCAAAUUUUGAUCUAGGUAUUUGUUACUUUGGCAGAAUGUUGACGGGAGAAGUCAGACCAGAUUGGAUUACGUUUAGGGGUCUAUUUCGUUUGUGUGUAGAUACUAAUAACGUUGAGACGAGUCAAGUGUUGCAUUGCUUUGUAAUGAAGUUGGGCCUGUGUGAUGAUCUUUUUUUAAGUAGUGCUCUUGUAGAUAUGUAUGGAAAACUUAGGCUUGUUGAAGAGGCUAGGCAUGUUUUCAUUUUUAUUAAACAGAAAGACUUGGUGCUUUGGAAUACGUUAGUUUCCUGCUAUGUACUUAAUUCUUUUGAGGAUGAGGCACUGAGACUGUACAAAGUAAUGAGGUCUGAGGGGUUAACAGGUGACGAGUUUACAUUCACAAGUUUGCUUAAUUCUUGCGCUAGUUUUGGAAAUUGUCAAUUGGGCAGGGGCAUCCAUGGGACUCUAGUUAAACUUAGCUUUGAUUUGGAUGUUCUGGUGGCUAGUUCACUUGUUGAUAUGUAUGCAAAGAAUGAAAGUUUAGUUGAUGCUCGAAAGGUUUUUGAUAUGAUGAUCUCAAAAAAUGUGGUUUCUUGGAACACUAUGAUUGUUGGUUAUGGACAAUAUGGUGAUGGGGUUCAGGCUAUGAAACUUGUUAACAAAAUGUUUCAGGAAGAUUUCCAUCCGGAUGAGCUGACUUUGGCUAGCGUCUUCAUUUCAUGUGGUAUAUUAGCCAUGGUUGGUGAAAUCACACAAGUUCAUGCAUAUACUGUAAAGAAUGGUUUGUCAUCUUUAACAUCAAUUGCUAAUGCAAUGAUUAGUGGAUACUCCAAGUGUGGUAGCAUUGUUUCUGCCUUGCAAGCUUUUAGGUCAAUUUUAGAGCCUGACCUUGUCUCAUGGACAUCUAUGAUUGGAGCCUAUGGAUUCCAUGGUUUUCCACACGAAGCUACUGAACUUUUUAAGAGGAUGUUAUCUAAUGGUGUGAAGCCAGAUCGAAUUGCAUUUCUUGAGGUUCUGUCCUCCUGUGGCCAUGGUGGAUUGGUCAAUGAGGGGUUACAGUACUUCGCUCUGAUGACUGAUGUCUAUAAACUAGUUCCAGAUCCAGAGCAUUAUGCUUGUCUUGUUGAUCUUCUUGGAAGAGUUGGGCUUUUGAAGGAGGCUUUUGAUGUUUUGACCUCAAUACCAGUGGAACAUUGUUCGGAUGCUAUGGGGGCCUUCCUUGGUGCUUGUAAGGUACAUGGGAACCUAGGAUUAGCAGAAUGGGCAGCUGAAAAGCUGUUUACUUUGGAGCCAAAAAGGGCUGUAAAUUAUACUCUCUUGUCAAACAUGUAUGCUUCAAAUGGAGCCUGGUCUGAUGUAGCCACAAUUCGUAGAUUGAUGAGGGAGAUGUGUUAUCCUAAAGCUCCUGGUUGUAGCUGGAUGGAGAUUGGCGGGAAGGUAUAUUCAUUUGUCUCAGGUGACAAGUCCCACCCGCAUGCUAGAAUGGUUUAUUCCAUAUUGGGACAUCUUUAUGAGCUAAUGAAAGUAGAAGUGAAAGAAUCCACAGAGAUCUUCAAUUCGUUGUUCUUAAAUUGAAGCAUUCUGCUGAUUUUGUGCCAUUGUUGAGAAUAAGUAGUUGAAAAGUGACUGUCCAUUGGAGAUUGGUUUAUAUCUACCAGUACAAAGAAAAGAAUUUGCAGGAUUUAUAAGGUAAAGAAAGCUCUAUCUUAGUACCGCUAACAGAGCCUGCAAGUCAUAAGCUUGAAACCAUUUCUGGUUAACUAAAUUCCAUCACCAUGUUAUAACGUGCAGUUUUCAUAGUGUUGGAUCACUUUUUAUGCUCGAGGGUGCAUGAACUAUCACUUUUUUCUUCCA